AUGGCUGCAGAUGGACGAGAGGACUUAAAGGAAGUCCGAGAGGCAUUCGGCAAUGGCAGCGCCGUCGAUUGCAGAGUCUCUGAGACGAAAGGACGCAUCUUGGUGGCGCAGAGCUCCUUUGCCGUGGGCGAACUGAUCUACGUGGAACCUCCGCUCCAUAUCAUUGAGGAGGACGAGGCUUGCCCUACUUAUCUUCGCCUGGAAGCGUUGGCGUCAGCAUGUGGCCUCGGCUAUGCUGCACGAUGGUACUGGUAUGCUCUCAACUGCCUCACCGCAACGGAUUUCGAUCCAGAGCCGCCAUUGCCAGGUUGCGGCGUUAUCUCGGAAGGACUGCAGCGGCAGCUGCUUCUUCUUUGCACGCCCGACGAGAAAGCCUCUGCCGUCAAUGCGCUCCGCUCGCUGCUGGCGGAACUCUCGGGGCCGGUACAGGCGGCGGAGAAGGUGUGGAAGCUGCUGCAGGUUUGGAAGUUCAACAGCUUCGAGUGCGGCGAGGAUCCGGUCAGUUCGGCCGUCUACUUCCGAACGUCAUUUCAUUCGCACGACUGCAACCCAAAUGCCAGCUGGACGGCAAACAGCAAGGAUCUGCUGGAGCUCCGCGCGCGACGUUGCAUUGAAGUUGGUGAGGAGGUGACGAUCAGCUACCUCUCGGACGAAGAGCUCUUUGAGGCGACGAGUGAGCGACGGUACCGGCUGGAACUCUCGAAGGCUUUUCUCUGCGGCUGCGAUCGCUGCCUUGAGCCCUACGACUCUUGCCGUCGCCUCCGCUGCUGCCAGGAUGGGAGUCGACGGUUCGCGUCCGCUGCAGGAGGCCCUGGGCGCGACGUGGUGUCCACCUGCACGGCACCCUCCCCCUGCACGUGGACGGUGGAGAGGACUGCGGAGGUUUUGCAGAAGGAGGAGUUGCUGGUGAGACUCUACAGGCAGCACUCCGACUCGGACGUGGCAGUCCGUUUAGACCUCGCACGGCGCUUCUGCUCCGCCGCGGAGCAGAUUUUCCCCAGGCACUGGGUCACGGAGCGCCUGUGGAAAUGGAUUGUGGAAGGUUGCACCAGCAAGUUCGAAGCAAAGACCUUCGAAUGGAAGCGACUACAGUUCCUAGAGGAGGCCUACAGUGGCGCUGCGCGCAGUACGCUCACUGCUUGGGUAAGACAGAGCUGGGCCAUGUGGACACUUAGCAGCUGCGGCGUUCUACAGCAGCAGCCGGCCCCUACUGCGGAAGCCUGGCGCAAAGCCCAGCGGACGGGAGCUCUCGAAGCACUGCACACAUCAGCCCAGGUCCUGCAGGAGCUCAACGGCACUGAAGACAAGUACUUCCUCCAUGUCCAGAGCCACCACGCGAGGCUCUCGGCGGAGUGUGCAGCUGCCUUGGCGUCUGAGCCGCAGGGCUCCGGGUCAGCUGGCUACGGUACCAAGAGCCAGGGCUAG
Symbiodinium sp. CCMP2456 is the source of this 1425-nucleotide messenger RNA. The record is from the annotation of a GenBank genome assembly. Lineage: Eukaryota; Dinophyceae; Suessiales; Symbiodiniaceae.